UCCGCAAACGGAUCUCCGAUUUCUCUCCGGGAGUUUAAAAUUCAUCAGUAUGGGCUGCUGCUCGGAUAUCAAGUUUCACGGGUACUUUAUUGGGCUGUUGGCCGGCCUGCUCGAGCUGGUUUCGCUUGGCCUGUCCGUGUACUUGGCGUUGGGUGAAGGCAGUGAUGACUCGGAAUUGCCGCAGGAUUUGUUGGAUUUGGCGAGUUCUUCUCCUUUGGAUUACGUUGGAGACGUUGCGAUACUGGUUUCGGUUGGAUUACUAUUUUAUGGAAUUUAUAAGGAAAAUCGCUGCUGCCUCAUCCCGUUCACGGUUGCCAUCUGCUACGAUUGGAUUUCCUACUUGGCCUACAACAUUGACCGCUCGAUGCCUUAUCACGUGUGGCUGGUCACUACCGCAUUUUUUGUUUACAUUUUCGUCGCGAUGCUCAGCCUGUUUAUACUAUUUGGAAUAAAUGUUAAAACGACCAAAACGGAGCAAUUUGUAAAAUUCGGAAGCGAUAACCUCGUCUAGCUGAAUUGCCUAUUUUUUAGUGCUAUUCGGAAGCCAGUGUAAAUACCUCGUAGUACUACCAUGUAAGUUAUUUAUUA
Messenger RNA from Culex quinquefasciatus (southern house mosquito), 588 nucleotides. RefSeq lists its product as uncharacterized. The transcript is spliced from 4 exons. Bases 50 to 511 code for a protein of 153 amino acids. The record is from RefSeq and is a predicted model, not a curated record. Lineage: Eukaryota; Metazoa; Arthropoda; Insecta; Diptera; Culicidae.